This is a messenger RNA of Panicum hallii, 993 nucleotides long. RefSeq lists its product as uncharacterized. The transcript is spliced from 2 exons. The record is from RefSeq and is a predicted model, not a curated record. NCBI's taxonomy places the organism in Eukaryota, Viridiplantae, Streptophyta, Magnoliopsida, Poales, Poaceae. Bases 269 to 931 code for a protein of 220 amino acids.
CCCUCUUAUCCGCCUCGAAGCGGCCCAUGCGGCGAGUGAAAUCGCUGGAGCCUGCCGCCGGGUGCAGCAGCUGCAAGACGAACGGAGCGACGCCGCCGACGCCACCCGCCACCUCCGUGCCCCGAGCCCCCGCCACAGCGCCCUCACCGCGCCGCAGAUUUGCCCGGGGCCCGCCCCGCCGGCCGCUCCUCCCACCGGCCCUCCCUAUCCCAUCCCACCAAACCGAACCCUAGCCGCCACCGACAAAGCCGGUGGGGAUGGGCGCCUCAUGGAUGGCAUGAGGGCGGCUCCUUCUGAUCCCAAUCUCCCGACUUUCUUCCGUUGGUGCCUUGGCGGCAUGGCCGCCGCCUUUGCCUCCGGCUCGGGCUCUGGCACCGCCUCCGCUCGGGAUGCGGAUGCGGCCGAUAGGGUAUCGCGACUGGGCAAGGAGGUGGAGGUCGAGUGCGGUGACAUCUCCGCCUCGCAGGAGGACCUCCUCGCCCGCGCCCCCUUCCUUGGCGGCGGCGGCGGCGGCGGGGAGGAGGAGGCAGAGGUGUUCAGCACCCCUCCUCUUACACAGGGCCAGCAGAGCCAACAGAGCCAGCAGGAUCAAGGGGUAGAAGAGGAGGAAGAUGCCAUCACCAUGUGCUCCCUCCCGUUCACCCAGCCUUCCCCUUCUUCCCCUUACAUUCCCUCUUCGGAGGACAAGGAGGACCAGGCGCUGUCCGUCUCCAAGCCCCGGAAGCCUAGGGUUUGCACGAGGAAGGUGAGGGGCGUCAGGAUCAGGACUCCAACACCGAGCCCGAGCCCCAGCCCUGACAAUCGCGGCACCAGCACCGGUAGCAUUGUUGACCCUCUCUACAGGGCCGUGCUUAUGAUCCCCACGACUCCUGCUCCACCCACCGCCGCCGAGGACCUCCUUGUGCUUGCUCGCAACUGCGGCAUCUUCUAAUCUGCCUACUUCACGUAUGUAUGGGACCACAUCAGGAUGUACGGAUUGAUGAACUGUUCAGA